UCCGUCUCCGGCAGACAUAUUGCUUACCGGAGCAAAUUCUGGAAAGCUAGAAGUGGGAAAGGAUUUAAAAUUGAAUCACGUCUUCACAACUUAGCACAAUAAACCCGCAUAGGACACAAUGGAGCCGUCAGCCAGUCCGGCCAAGGAUAACUACAGGAUGAACCGAUACAAGAACAAAGCACUCAAUGCAGAUGAGAUGAGGCGCAGGAGAGAGGAGGAGGGCAUCCAGCUCAGGAAACAGAAACGAGAACAACAGCUUUUCAAACGGAGGAAUGUGGACAUUCUCAAUGAAGAAGAGGUCAUGUUAGAGAGCCCACUGGUGGACUCUUACCUCAGCUCUCCAGUAACUGAAGGAGUUAUUACCAGGGACAUGGUAGAGAUGCUUUUCUCAGAGGACCCAGAGCUUCAGCUUGCUACAACACAGAAGUUCAGAAAAUUACUUUCCAAAGAGCCUAACCCACCAAUUGAUGAAGUUAUAAACACUCUUGGAGUAGUGGAGAGGUUUGUGGAGUUCCUAAAGAAGAGCAGCAACUGCACACUACAGUUUGAAGCCGCCUGGGCGCUGACCAACAUUGCGUCAGGAACAUCCUUGCAGACUAAGACGGUGAUUGAGGCUGGAGCAGUGCCCAUCUUCAUAGAACUGCUGAACUCUGAUUUUGAGGAUGUUCAAGAACAAGCUGUGUGGGCCCUCGGUAAUAUUGCAGGGGACAGUGCAGUGUGCAGGGACUAUGUGCUGAACUGCAACAUCCUUCCACCACUAUUAAUGCUUCUGACAAAGUCCACUAGACUGACUAUGACUAGGAAUGCAGUAUGGGCUCUGUCUAAUCUGUGCAGAGGAAAAAACCCACCACCUGCUUUUGACAAGGUGUCACCCUGCCUGCCAGUGUUGUCCAGGCUAUUAUUUAGCAGUGACCCAGACUUGCUGGCAGAUGCCUGCUGGGCUCUGUCCUACCUCUCAGACGGCCCCAAUGAUAAGAUCCAAGCCGUCAUUGACUCUGGUGUCUGCAGGCGCCUUGUAGAACUACUCAUGCACACUGACUAUAAGGUGGCUUCACCCGCCUUGAGAGCUGUAGGAAACAUUGUCACAGGAGAUGAUAUCCAAACACAGGUGGUGUUGAACUGCUCAGCCCUGCCCUGUCUGCUUCACCUCCUCAGCAGUGCUAAAGAGUCCAUUCGCAAAGAGGCAUGCUGGACCAUCUCAAACAUUACAGCAGGAAACAGAGCACAAAUACAGACGGUAAUCGAUGCAAACAUCUUUCCAGUACUGAUUGACAUUCUGCAGAAAGCUGAAUUCAGGACCAGGAAAGAGGCAGCCUGGGCCAUCACCAAUGCCACGUCUGGAGGAACACCAGAGCAGAUCAGAUAUCUGGUGAACCUGGGCUGUAUUAAGCCCCUGUGUGACCUGCUCACUGUGAUGGACUCAAAGAUUGUUCAGGUUGCUCUUAAUGGACUAGAAAACAUCUUGAGACUGGGCGAACAGGAAGCCAAACAGGAGAACAACGGAACCGGAGUUAAUCCUUACUGCAGCCUCAUCGAAGAAGCCUAUGGUCUUGACAAAAUAGAGUUCCUCCAGAGUCACGACAACCAGGAGAUCUACCAGAAGGCCUUUGACCUAAUUGAGCACUACUUUGGUGUGGAGGACGAGGACAGCAGUCUUGCCCCUCAGGUGGACCAGGCCAACCAGCAGUUUCUCUUCCCUCAGCAGGAGGCCCCCAUGGAAGGUUUUCAGCUAUAAGUCAGCCACCCUUUCCUCUUCAUACCUCCUCUCAUAGAUGGCUCCUUUUUACCACCGUGCCAUCCUCCCUGAACCUCCACUAAAUCACCAUGAGGCCACGCCCCCUACCAUUUGGAGGAAUGCUAAAAUUGUUCCGCUCUCCAGCCUGAAAAUGCCUCGCCCCCUUUCAUCGUUUCCAACCAGUGUACUGACCUCCUGCAGGGCAGACUCUCAUGUUUCCUGGCUGAGGGGAGGGCGCCACACAAACUCCCAUUACAGCUAGAAGAGGAAGUAAUCACCAGUAAUCAUCAAAACGCACACCCAGACAUCUUCCUGUCAUUUGACAGCGCUUAGAUUCUCUCAUUGGCAGCAGUAGUGAUUUGUUAGUGUCUUUAACACUUUCAUUUCUUUUCCAAAUGGAAAUCUUUUGUUUUCAGGAUUAUCCAUACAGAGCGUGCAAACUGGGGUACAUGAGCAGAAUCUGCCCAACUCUUUGUGUCACUAUGACUCAGUGCAAUUCAAAAAAUACUUAACAUGAUCCCUUUUUUUUUCUUUUCCUCCUCACCCUUUAUCUGCCCCCGCCCCUUUU
Molecule: messenger RNA, 2303 nt
Organism: Pundamilia nyererei
Lineage: Eukaryota; Metazoa; Chordata; Actinopteri; Cichliformes; Cichlidae
Gene: kpna6
Product: karyopherin alpha 6 (importin alpha 7)
Exons: 14
Coding region: 119-1735 (538 amino acids)
Biological process (GO): protein import into nucleus
Cellular component (GO): cytoplasm
Molecular function (GO): protein binding; nuclear import signal receptor activity
Source: RefSeq, a predicted model, not a curated record